Molecule: messenger RNA, 1438 nt
Organism: Drosophila innubila
Lineage: Eukaryota; Metazoa; Arthropoda; Insecta; Diptera; Drosophilidae
Gene: Ist1
Product: IST1 homolog
Exons: 5
Coding region: 106-1338 (410 amino acids)
Biological process (GO): protein transport
Source: RefSeq, a predicted model, not a curated record
CGUGACGUCACAUACACAGUUUGUUUUCUUUAGUUCAUGAAUCAUUCACAAAGAAAAGAAAAUUAUUGUAAAUAGAAUUCAGUAAAAAGAGCUACAGGUGACAGAAUGUUCUCCAGCGGUCCCAACUAUAACAAGCUUAAGACAAAUCUGCGCUUGGCGCAGAAUCGUCUCAAGUUGCUGGAAAAGAAGAAGGCAGAGAUUACACAGAAAUCGAGGAAGGAGAUUGCCGAUUAUCUCGCCACAGGAAAAACUGAACGGGCUCGAAUCCGGGUGGAGCAUAUUAUACGUGAGGAUUAUUUGGUGGAGGCCAUGGAAAUUGUGGAGAUGUACUGUGAUCUUCUCCUGGCACGCUUUGGACUCAUUCAGCAGAUGAAGGAACUGGACGCUGGCAUAGCCGAACCCGUGUCCAGUCUCGUGUGGGUCUGUCCCCGUCUGCAGAGCGACGUGGCCGAGCUGAAAGUCAUCUCCGACAUUUUUGUGCACAAGUAUGGUCCACAGUUCGGGGAACACUCCCGGACUGCAACCGGAGAGCAUUACGUGUCGGAGAAGCUGAUGCACAAGCUGACAUUGCAGGCACCGCCCAAGCUGCUUGUGGAGAACUAUUUGAUAGCGAUUGCCAAGAACUACAACAUCGAAUUCGAGCCGGAUCCACAGGUGAUGCAGGAGGAGCAGAAGCCCGAUCCGCAGGCUCAUCUCAUUGAUUUGUCAGACCGCAAUAAUCUCAGUGGAGGUGGUGCUGCAGGUCCACCACAAAUGGGUUUCAUUGGCUAUCCGCCAAUGCCGCAAUUACCGGAAAUGCCAGCUCCUCCUAACAGCAAGCCAUUUAAUUAUCCACCCUUUGGUGGAGGUGGUGGUGGUGGUGGAGGCGGAGCAGCCGCCUGUGCCGCUCCAGCUGCAGCACAGCCGCCGCCGCCGUUCGCCUACAACAUACCGCCCAAUCAGCCGACUCCGGCGCAGAGCAAGUGCGCCGAGGAGAAGGAUUUGAAUACGAACUUUAUUAAUCACGAAACUAAAGGCAGUCCCGAGCAGUCGGAUGGCUCUGGCAGUCCGGAUGAAAACAUUUUGCGCCCCCAACCGCACGAUCCGCCGCCACGUUACUCCUCGAUUAAUCCUGUCAACUUGCAGAAUGCCAACAAACCGAAACCACAACCACGUUCCAAGCUGCCGCCUGGUGGACCCGAGCAACCCAGUGCACCGCCACCAUUGGAUUUACCCUCGUUGCCCAAUGUGCCCAACGAUCUGCCGGAUGUGCCCGUCAGUGGCAAGCGUGAGGACGAUGAUGAAAUAGAUUUCGAUGAGCUAUCGCGUCGUUUUGAGAACCUGAAGAAGCGCAAAUGAAGCAACCUCCACCAGGAUCGACCAUUUAUUCUUUAAAUCUUUAUGUUCACAUUAAUAUCCAAUUAUGAUUUAUAUAAAAAUGUAAUCACAUCUAAAACAA